Molecule: messenger RNA, 1224 nt
Organism: Zasmidium cellare ATCC 36951
Lineage: Eukaryota; Fungi; Ascomycota; Dothideomycetes; Mycosphaerellales; Mycosphaerellaceae
Exons: 3
Coding region: 1-1224 (407 amino acids)
Molecular function (GO): protein binding
Source: RefSeq, a predicted model, not a curated record
AUGCUGCCCAUCGUCUUCCUCGCGAGCCUUUGUCUCAAGGCUGCAUCGGCCUGGCCAUUAUUUCCUGGACCACAUUCCGGCCAGCCUCACGGUCCUGGCGGACGUGCUCUCUACAUUCAGGACAACGAUCCGGCGGGAAACAAUACCAUUGCGGCACAAAUCUCGAACGAUGAUGGGAAGCUCUCAAACCCGGUCAAGAUUCCUACUGGUGGAAAGGGGCUGGCGCGGUUGAUUGCCGCUUCUCAGGACUCGGUGGUCGUUUCUGGCGAUUAUGUCUUCGCGGUCAACGCCGGUGACGAUACCUUGUCUGUGUUCAAAAUCGACCCCAACCAGCCGACAAACCUGCAGCUCCUUGGGAAGCCUGCCAGUACGAAAGGUCACACACCAGUUUCGGUUACAUACUCCGAGGCGCUGAACAUUGCUUGCGCUCUUAACGCUGGGGAUGAACCGGGCGUCGCCUGCUUUGCGCUCGACCAGCAACAUGGCUUGAAACCGCUACCCUUCUUCUUGGACAUCGCAGAGAUCGUACCUUCUCCCCCGCCAGGUCCAUUGGUCAUCGCAGCCGACAUUCGAUUCAACCCUUCAUCAACCGCGCUCUUUGUCACUGUUACUGGUGGAGGCGCCUUGCUUGGCGAUGUCUACUCGUGGCCGAUUCACUUUGGAAAGUUCUCGAACAAUCCCAACAACAACACCCUCGAAGGAAUCACUUUGCCAUUUAGUCUCAACUUCCUCGGCUCUGAUUCCAAGCUCUUCCUCACGAACCCACAUCUGAACUCGGACGGCGCCGCUCUCCUCGACAUCGCUACAUCUGGAGAAGUCGCUCAUGUUCAGAACGUCACCAUCCCAGGCCAAGUGGCCUCCUGCUGGGCCACUUACGAUCCCACAAUCGACAGCGUUUUCGUGAUCGAUGCCGGCCGCCCCGUUAUCACCAUCGUCGACGCGGAUUCGGGGAAGGUUACCUCGCAGUACAACUACACGACGUCUGUGUCGGGUACUGGUGGACAAGAUACGAAGGUUGAUAGGAACUUUCUCUAUGUUCUGACAGUCCCCGUCGAUGGUGACCUGGAGCUGGUCACGCCUCCGCAGGUCUUGGUGUAUGAUGUGUCGCCGCUCCAGAGCGGUGCGACGCCAAGGGAGGUGCAGAGUUUUGAUAUUUUGCAGAUUGUUGGGAAGUUGCCGGGUGCGACUGGGUUGGCGAUCUAUCCAGCGGCACGAUUUACCUGA